AUGCGCUCUUCAAUCAUCGUCCUCUUCACCGCGAUGGUCGGUCUCGUCGUCGCGGCCGGCGGAGACAGGUAAGACCCAAGUUGCCUCAGCCCCUGCGUGCGAUCGGGCGAUCACGACUGCGGCCUAGGCCGAAAUCGAUCCCGCACUGCAUCCUUGAUGAUGAGUUGAAAUUGCUAAGCUGUUCUAUUUCUAUCGAACCGAACAGUCAUCACCCCCCUGGUCAAAGCCAUACUAACGGGAAGAAGAAAGAUCCCCAGGCUUUGAAGCAAUGCAAGUACGUCAAUUCUCAAACAAUUGAACAAUCUUUCUCGGUCCGGCUUAGCUAUUUGCGCUCGAUCGGCCGGGCUAAUAUCUUCCUCUUCAAUGCAUUGGCUAGGAAAUGCAAGAAAGACUGCAAGGAGGAGUAGGUCACGGUCAAUUGGAGCAGUCCUCGCGCCGCCUCUCCGAACACGCUCGGAAACACGCUGAUCAGCUUCGAGCCUUCACGCGCAGUAAGCUUGCGUGCAGGCAAUGCCCCUUCUACUGCGACCCCCCCCCCGUGGAGACGUUUCGCGCACUGUGACCCAAUACCGCAACAACCAUGAGACGGCACUGCAGUGACCGCUGGUCUCUCUGUCUCAACAAUGCUCGUCCCAAGUUCGCUUUCAACAGGCGCUCUUUCCGCCAUUCCGAUCGCUUCUUUAAAUUUCCGUGGGCCUCGCUGGGUAGCUCUCUUCUUUCUUCUCUCUCCGUCGUUCGUUUUUCUUUCUUUCAGCAAAUCCUCAUCAGUUUUUCAGCAACUUUAGUGCCCCGGUCAUCCGCAUCGGUCCUCACAGUCACGAGCGAGAAACGGUCCAGCUGCCGGAGCUGAGCAAGUAA
Microbotryum saponariae is the source of this 858-nucleotide messenger RNA. The record is from the annotation of a GenBank genome assembly. Lineage: Eukaryota; Fungi; Basidiomycota; Microbotryomycetes; Microbotryales; Microbotryaceae.